UAUAUAUAGCAUGAACAAAUUUUUAAUUUGUGGAAAAUAAAAGUCAUUGUCUUAUUGCAAUUUUUUUUUCUAAAUUAUGUCGGCCACUUUCGAAAGAGAAUAAUUUCAGUGACUAGUUUAUUCAAAUUUCAAUUCCAAGAAUAGUAGAAUUUACCACCGAAGACAAAGAAAGGGACUAACACUCCUUUUGGUAAGAAGGAAAGGACGAGGAAAAAAAAGUUGUAAUAUAUUUUUUUUACUUUCCCUUUUCUUUCUUUCCUACGACACAGAGUCUAAACGAUCGAGGACCACCUUGAUUGUCUAUAUAUAUUAAGCUUGAUGCAAGGCUUAUCGUUAUAUAUUUAGAAGUAGCAGUUGAGAGAGAAUUGAAAAUAUAGAGAUCAUAUAUAAAGAAAAAGAGAUGAUGGAACCCAAAUUGUUGUGGUUGAGUGUUUUGUUGUUGUUGAUUUUAGACGGAUGCAGAUGGUAUAGUACUGAUGCAUGUUGGGAGGAUGAAAGGAUUGCUCUUUUGCAACUCAAACCUUUCUUCAAUCCUUACAACGAUCUGAAGAGCUGGGUUGAUGAGAUCAAGGGUUCAGAUUGCUGUCGAUGGGAUGGGGUCGAGUGCAACACCUCCUCCUCCUCCUCCUCCUCCUCCUCCAAGCGAGUCAUAGGACUCUCUCUUAAUUAUACAAGAUGUUCCAGCGACGAAAGAUGGUAUCUUAAUGCCUCUUUGUUUCUUCCUUUCAAGGAACUGAAGCAUCUUUAUUUGCCAGGGAAUAACAUCGCUGGUUUUGUUGAAAAUGAAGGUUUUGUGAAGCUAAAUUUGGAGAUCCUUGAUUUAAGUGACAAUUACCUCAAUGAUACAAUUUUAUUAUCUUUGAGUGAGCUUUCAUCUCUUAAGCAUUUAUAUCUAGGAGCAAACUCAUUCAAAGGAUCAAGUCAUGCAAACGGUUUCCAAUGGCUCUCAAGACUUGGUAAUUUGGAAACUCUUGAUUUAAGGGACAAUUCCUUGAAAAAUAACAUAUUGUUUCAUAUGAAUGGUCUUUCAUCUUUAAGGACUUUAAGUUUAAGUGAAAAUCACUUGGAAGGAGACCUUCAUAUUCACGGAAAGGCGAUACAACUAAGGAUGACCAAUUUGGAGGUUCUUGAUUUAAGUAAUAAUCUCUUCAGGACCGACACUUUUGCAUUCCUUUCUGGCCUUCCAAGUCUAAAGUCUCUGUAUAUGGAGCACAACCAAUUGCAAGGCUCAAUAGAUAUUGGAGAUAGUGGGAGACAGCUGAACUUGACCCAUUUAGAAGAAUUUGAUUUGAGUGAUAAUCUCAUUAAUGACAACAUAUUUGCAUCACUUAGCGGGCUUUCAAAUUUGAAGUCUUUGUAUGUAAACUCCAAUCAGUUAAAUGGAUCAACAGAUAUGAAAGACUUGGGUGCUUUUACCAACUUAGAGGUACUGGAUAUGAGCUAUAAUGAUUUGAAUGAAUUUGUGGCCUGUAAAGUUAAGACCUUCUAUCUACGAUGGAAUUACCUAAACAAGUCUAUGGCUGCUCAGGAUCAAGAAUUCCAUGUAUGGAACAAUGUGGAGGAAAUAUUUCUAGACUUUUCCUAUCUCGACAACAACGUUUUGCAAAGCAUUGGAGUAUUCACUUCUCUCAAAACUUUGUCUUUAAGUGACUGUGGACUUAUUGGUUCUUUACCUAAUCAAGGUUGGUGUGAUCUAAGGAACCUUAAAAGUUUGGAUAUCAGUAGGAAUGCACUUGAGGGGAUACUUCCUUAUUGUUUGGGUAACUUGACAUCUCUUCUUCAGUUGGAUAUCUCCUACAAUCAAUUUACUGGAAAUUUGACGCCUUUAGCAAAUCUUUCAUCACUUGGAUUCGUCAUCCUUUCAAGAAAUCAUUUUCAAAUUUCAAUGCCAUUCCUAUCACGUGCAAACCUUCCAAAUCUCAAAGUUCUCUUCGGUGAUGAAAACAAGAUGGUAAUAGAACCUAAUUCCUUUCAUACUUCAAUUCCAAGGUUCCAACUAAAUUUCAUCAGUUUGUCAAAGUGCACAACAGAUAAAGGACUUAGCCUACAACCUCUUAAGUUCCUUUAUUACCAAUAUGACUUGAGAUAUGUUGAUCUUUCCUAUAACUAUUUCAGUGGAACAGUCCCGUUAUGGUUGUUAGAAAAUAACACAAAAUUAGAAAAUCUCUACUUAUUGGGCAAUUCUUUCACCGGUCCUCUCUUGUUACCGCAACUUCCUAAUCCUAGUGUGUCUGCAAUUGACAUAUCUAAUAACAAGUUACAAGGUCAAAUUCUGACAAAUAUAUGUUCAUCUUUUCCAAAUUUGAACGGUUUAUUCUUAUCUAAGAAUGCCUUUGAAGGUAAUAUCCCUCCUUGUUUAAGUGGCAUGAACACUUUAUCAAUUUUAGACCUAUCGGACAAUCAUCUGUCUGGAAGAGUACCAGAAAAGUUGAUCAUGAGAAGCUCAUUAGUUAUUCUUAGGCUAUCAAAUAACAACCUAAGUGGAAAGAUUGUUCCUAUGAUGUUCAACACAAGAAAGUUGUCAAAUUUGUAUUUGGAUGACAAUAAUUUUGCUGGAGAGAUUCCUGAUAUUGAUGUCUCUGCUACUGAUUUUUCACAUUCAUCACUAGAGGAUAUUGAUAUCAGUAGUAACAGUUUUAAUGGAAAGCUCCCAAGAUGGAUAGGGAAUAUACCGCAUUUGAAGAGAUUGGCUUUGUCCAACAAUCAUUUCGAAGGUUCUAUUCCAAUGGAAUUGUGCAACUUGUAUGAGCUUGAAUUUUUGGAGCUUUCUCAAAACAAUUUAUCUGGCUCUAUUCCUUCUUGUUUCAAUCCACCAUAUUUGAGAUAUGUCCACCUGAAGAGAAAUAGACUAAGUGGUCCAUUGACACUUGCUUUUAAUAGCUUUUCAUUAGUGACAUUAGAUCUUAGAGGGAAUAAUUUGACCGGUAAUAUUCCAAAAUGGAUUGGCACAUUUUCUACUUUAAGCAUCCUUCUUUUGAAAGACAAUCAUCUAGACGGUGGAAUUCCAGUUCAAUUAUGCAAGUUGUAUUCAUUGAGCAUCAUAGAUCUUUCUGGAAAUAUGUUUUCUGGUCCUAUACCUUCUUGUUUGGGUAACUUAACUCUGGCAAUGAAAAAGGAGAAGUCAUUGAUACUUGAUGGUGGGUAUGGAAUAGGUAUACCUGAUGAUGCAUCAACAUACACUAUGAUGAUAAUGUCGAAAACUCGUAGGUACCCUGAUAGCUACAUGGAAGAAUGGAUAGAGUUUACAACAAAGAGUGUGUCCUAUUCAUACGGUGGUGACAUUCUUAAGUACAUGUCUGGGAUUGAUUUAUCUUGUAACAGGUUAACUGGGCAAAUCCCACUCGAAUUGGGAAACUUGAGUGAAAUCCGUUCGUUAAACUUAUCACACAAUAAGUUGAUCGGAGUCAUACCUUCAUCAUUUUCAAAGCUUAAGCAAAUCGAGAGUUUGGACCUUUCUUACAACAACUUGACUGGUAGAAUCCCUAUACAGUUGGUUGAGUUGAACUUCCUGGAGGUUUUCAGCGUGGCACACAACAACUUGUCAGGUAGUACUCCAGACCCAAAAGCUCAGUUUGGGACCUUUGAUGAAAGCAGCUACGAGGGAAACCCUCUUCUCUGUGGGCCUCCAUUGCAAAAUAACUGCUCUAAAACUGAGUCACCACCAACAGUACCGACUACAACAGACAAUGAAAUAGAAGGAAGAGUUGUGGAUUUUGCACUUUCAAUAGAGCUUUAUGUCUCUGUCGAAACUCUGUUUUUGGAGACAAAUACUGCAGAAGCUUUGGCCAUUAAGGCUGCACUUCAAAUGUUUUCUUCUUCACCUUGGCUGGGAAAGGGAGCUCUAGUUUUGGAAUCAGAUUCAAAAGUAGCAGUGAGUUGGGUGCGUAAUAAGAAUGCCAGACCAUGGAAACAAUGGCCGAUAUUUGCGGAAAUUGAUAGGCGAGUGGAAAUCAUAGGAGAGGUAGUUUCUGGAAAUAUUGUUAUCAGGUGUAAAGACUGUUUCUGA
Durio zibethinus is the source of this 4006-nucleotide messenger RNA. The record is from RefSeq and is a predicted model, not a curated record. NCBI's taxonomy places the organism in Eukaryota, Viridiplantae, Streptophyta, Magnoliopsida, Malvales, Malvaceae.